AUGGGGUCGACAGCGGCAUUGUCCCAUUAUCAGAUUGGCGACCUACUAGGUCGAGGAGCCAGUGGUAAUGUCUACCGCGCUCUCAACUUUCUCACCGGCGAGACGGUGGCGAUCAAGUCGAUCUCGGUCGAGUCCCUCCCAGCUUCCUCCCUUCCAGACCUCAUGUCCGAAAUCGACCUCCUGAAGAACCUCAACCACCCAAACAUUGUCAAGUACAAGGGGUUUGCGCGAGACAAGGAGAGCCUUUUCAUCAUCCUCGAGUACUGCGAAAACGGGUCACUACAAACCAUUGUCAAAAAGUUCGGCAAGUUCCCGGAGGGCCUCAUUGCCGUCUAUGUGAGCCAGGUCCUCGAGGGCCUCGUCUACCUUCACGAGCAAGGUGUCAUUCACCGCGAUAUCAAGGGAGCCAACAUUCUCACCAACAAGGACGGCAGGGUCAAGCUCGCUGACUUUGGUGUGAGCUCGCGUGCCCCAACACCGGACCUCGCUGCGGCCUCAGAUCCGGACGCCGACAAUGAGGUCGUUGGCUCGCCCUAUUGGAUGGCCCCCGAAGUCAUCGAGCAGAGCGGUGCCAGCACAGCCAGUGACGUGUGGAGUGUGGGCUGUGUUGUUGUCGAACUCCUCGAGGGCAAGCCUCCAUAUGGUGAUCUCGCUCCCAUGCAGGCGCUAUGGCGAAUCGUCCAAGAUGACGCGAUGCGUAUUCCCGAGGGUGCGAGCCCAAUUGUCAAGGACUUUCUGUACCAGUGCUUCCAGAAGGACCCCAACCUUCACUCUACCGUCAGGUCGAAGCAGCCUACGGAGUAUUCCGUGGCUGUCCAGCGUGUUCAGGAGUGGAACGAAGCGCUCAAUGCGUCGCCAAAGAACCUGGGUACUAUGCGUCGUAUUCCCGCCGUGCCCAGACGGCAGACUGAGACCCGUGCCCGUUCCGACUCGUUAGGCUUCAGUGGCGCGACGGCAGGUGGCUCGUUGAGUCCUCCUCUGCUUGCAACACAAGCCGCGGUCACUGGCGGUUUGCUUCAAAAGAACCAACACGUCAGCGAUGUCCUCAGCCGUGCUCGCGAGAGUAAUGAGGCAGAGAGAUGGGACGACGACUUUGCGUUUGACGUUACAAUUCCGAGCAUUAAGCCACGUAAAAGUCUUGAAAACGCGUUUGAGGAGAACAUCCCCGAGCAUGAUUCCGACCACGAGACUGUGCGGCCCAGGCUUUCCGCUGGCAAGAAGAAGCCGCCCACUCGCUUGAAUGGUAUUGUCGAGGACUACUCGGAUCUCGCCACUGGCGACGACCAGCUGGAGUUGAAGCUGUCGAGCAUGAGGGACAAUGGUCAGAUUCGCCUCAUGCACCCAAAGGACCUGCAAAAGAUGGGAACUCUGACUUCUACCCCUUCCAAACCUGCGCCGCCUCCCAAACCUGCACCACCGCCAAAGACAACCGUCUCUACAUCUGCUGCAGCUCCUCCCACCACGUCUAGCCCCACAAGCACAAUGCGGACCCCACCUGGGUCUCGGAACAGCUCCCUGCGCGGCCGCAAGGCCGUGUCCGAGAACCCCGAACUGCAAAAGUACACGGAAGCUGACGACGAGGAUUAUUCGGACAUGUUUGAUGGGCCUGUGAUGCCUGUUCAUGGUGCCCACACGGUUGGCUCUCUGCAACUCACGCGACGCUCUAACCGGUCGUGGCAAGAGGAGGACGAAGAAGAAGCCGACCCCUUCGCCGAGUUUGACGACUUUGAGCUAGACGACCUCGAGGCAAACCUCCACCACAACAAGAAGGCGGCCCUAUGGUCUAGUGUCGAGAAGUUUGUCGACCAGCUCCAAGUCGGCACCUCCAUGGCGACUCUCAAGGCAGUAUGCGACGAGCUGUUGAACAUGUUUGAGACUUCUCCGCCGGAUAUGGGCCUGGAGCGUCACUUCGUUCAAGUCCACGGCAUGCUGGCUGUUCUUGAGGUUUUGGAGUCUCGUUUGUCUCGAGACGUUGCCGUUCGGUUGUUGAAGAUUGUCAACUUUAUUGUAGCAUUUGACGUGGAUAAUCUCGAGUCCUUCUGUCUUGUCGGAGGUAUCCCAGUCAUUAUUCCAUACACCAGCAAGAAACACACACUUGAUACCCGCCUCGAGGCAUCCACAUUUAUUCAACACCUCACACGAAGCGCAUUAACAUUGCAAAUGUUCAUUUCAUGUCGUGGCCUCAAAGUCCUUGUUGAACUCUUGGACGAGGACUACUCUGUCAACAAGGCUCUCAUCCUCUCUGCGCUCGAAGGCAUUGGGAGCGUCUUUGACCUCCAGUCUCCCACACCCAAACCCGACUUUUGCCGCAUGUUCACCCGCGAGGGUAUCCUUGACCCGCUGUCGUCGGCACUACUGGCCGUCACCAAGGAUCCCGAGAUUGUGGAUGACACGCCCAAGCGCGCAGUCGAUGUGCUCCUUCUCUUCUGUCAGGUGGCACAGAGCGAUGACCACGUCCGCUCCGCAUUCGCCACGCGUACCAUUAUGAUGCGCCUACUCAAAUCUCUGGACCUCCUCCCUCGCAAGCUGCUCGUCACUGCGAUCAAGGCGGUCAAGCAUCUCGCGACCAACCCCAAGCUCAUCGAGGUCCUUCAGAACUCAAACGCAAUGGAGGAACUUGUCGAGCUGCUGGGCAAGUCGCUCAAGGGCUCUUACAGCAACGAGAUUUGCUCGCACAUUUACCAGACCAUCUACUCGAUGUGCCGUCUGUCCAAGGCCCGCCAGGAGGAGGCCGCCGCCGCCGGCAUCAUCCCGCUUCUCAAGCGCACAAUCGUCAACAAGUCUCAGCUCAAGCAAUUUGCACUUCCCGUACUUUGCGACCUUGCCAACGCAGGUAAGGUCUCACGCCGACUGCUGUGGCAGAACGAUGGCCUGUCCAUCUACCUGGAGCUCUUGGACGACCCAUACUGGCGUUUCAGUGCGAUCGAGUCGGUCUUGGCUUGGUUCUGGGAAGACCCAGCGCGCGUGGAAGACUACCUCCUGCAAAAGUUGCCCGUGGACAGCCUAUCCAAGUGCUUUGUGCAGGCGGCCAACGUCUCCUUUGAGCGUAUUGUGGACCCUUACUGGAAGAUCUUCCGCCAGUCACCCACACUCGCUGUUGCGGUCGCUUCCUCUCCCUUCCUCCGUCGUUUGGCCGAGGCGCUCGAAAAGCCCGCCGACGCGGUGGUCAAGCUCGGUCUGCUGCGCAUCAUUCGCUUCCUGUUCGAGAACCACCCAGACCGCGAGACUAUCGUCACGCGCCACUCGUUCGACACCAUCGUUGAAAAGUUAAUGAUGCAGGACAAUGCCGUGCUCGUCCGCGAACUUGCCAAGGAGGUAUACGGGAUCCUCGUACCAGGCAGCGCCGACAUCGACGAGGCCGCCAUGGAGUCGGACUUGCCCAUCGCGGAAGCCAAGUCAGCGGCCGCUCCCGCCCCGCCGUCGAUGCAAAUCAAUCGCGUCCUCAGCUGCAUUAGGCCCCCCACCACCACCCAAGGAUGGCCACGCAAGUUCCUCGGCCAGCUCGCGUUCCGUAACGCCGACCAAUUCGUCGACUGGCCAGGGGCUGCGCAGAGCGGCACGGCCCAUCUCGCGGAAUCAGUUACGUGGGAAGCAGACGAGAACGGACGGUUAAAGUCUUUGCGCUCGCCCGGCAUUCGACCCAGGCACUCGAGUAACUCGAGUCGAGAAAGUAGAUAA
Apiotrichum porosum is the source of this 3678-nucleotide messenger RNA. RefSeq lists its product as uncharacterized. The record is from RefSeq and is a predicted model, not a curated record. Gene Ontology annotation, cellular component: cytoplasm. The transcript has 14 exons. Gene Ontology annotation, biological process: protein phosphorylation. The coding region runs from base 1 to 3678 and encodes 1225 amino acids. Lineage: Eukaryota; Fungi; Basidiomycota; Tremellomycetes; Trichosporonales; Trichosporonaceae. Gene Ontology annotation, molecular function: ATP binding; protein serine/threonine kinase activity.